Solenopsis invicta (red fire ant) is the source of this 2641-nucleotide messenger RNA. RefSeq names its product X-linked retinitis pigmentosa GTPase regulator-like. The record is from RefSeq and is a predicted model, not a curated record. Lineage: Eukaryota; Metazoa; Arthropoda; Insecta; Hymenoptera; Formicidae.
AUGCCUGCUUACCUGGCGGUCAGUCGGCUGCAAGUUGCGCGGCGCAAGGUGCGCAUGGGCCUGCCAGACAUAGAGACCAUACCCGAGACUGGGGCGGUGUUCACGAUCGGCCGUAGCAGAUUCGCGGACAACAUUGCCUCACAUUUCUUCAUUCGUAAGGAUCCGGUUGUCACCAUUGAAUGUGGAGAUGAGCACUCUGCCGUAGUUUGUCAAACUGGCAGACUCUUUGUUUUCGGCAGUAACGAUUGGGGACAACUGGGUCUGGGUCACAGAAACCAUAUCAGCAAGCCAUCGUGUGUAAAAAUUCUAAAACCGGAAAGAGUCACGCAUGUGGCUUGUGGGAGAGCGCAUACUUUAAUAUGCACAGGUGGCCAGAAAGUCUUUGCCUGUGGCAGCAAUCAAGAGGGUCAACUGGGUCGGGAAAAUUCAGUGAUAGGUGACAGCUCCAGUUCUCCAAUCUUGGUCUAUGAUUGUGGACUCGCUGGACCUCGGAUAGUUCAAAUUGCAGCGGGAUCGCAUCACUCGAUGGUUCUUACGAGCGACGGUGGAGUCGUCGUCUGGGGAAGCAAUCUGGAGGGACAGUUAGGGUUAUCGGGGACUUCAGGUUUAGUUUAUAACCCUACGAAGGUUCCCAUUCCUGAACCGGUAAAGGAAAUCAGCGCGGGAUAUUAUCAUUCAGUUUUCUUGACUGAAAGCGGUCUCGUUUAUGUCUGCGGCGAGUCAGAAAGUGGUAAACUCGGAAUCAACAUCAACUUUUCUACGCAGGUCGCACCGAAGCAAAUGCAAUUGCCGUCACCGGCACUUCAUGUCGCAUGUGGUGGUCAUCAUACACUCAUAUUAGCAGAAAAUGGCAAUAUUUACUGUUCCGGCAGUAAUGCCAGUGGGCAACUCGGUAUGGGCAUAAAUGUCAAUGAGGUACAGACGCCAAAACUUCUUCCACGCGGAGCUGUUCAAGACGAAAAAAUCGUCAAGAUCGCUUGCGGUGAAAGUCACAGCGCUCUACUUACUGAGUCCGGUAAACUUUUCACUUGUGGCGAUGGUCGACACGGAAAGUUGGGUCUGGAAGAAAACGAAAAUAACGUUCACGUAGUAACAUUUGCUGCCAAAUAUCAGGAGCUUUUCGUUUCAAAUGUUGCUUGCGGGGGAUGUCAUACGAUAUUAGUUGGCCGAAGACACGAGAUGGAUUAUCAGCCCCAUCGGCAACCGGACUCCAUGAAGCAGAGAAAAAGUUCUCUGCCUCCUUUAAAGCUUCCUAUAAAUAUGCAAUCUGAACAUCGAGUGGACAAAACGGAAAAAUCGAUAGAUGAGAAGGAUGAUUCACAUCAUCCUGAAGAAAAUAAUGAAACAUCCAAUAACAAUGAUACUCAAACGAAUCCUAUAGAAGAUUCCAAAGAAAAUAUAGAUAAUGUUAAUAGUGAAGAAAUUGCAUCUUCAGCGAAUGACGAAAAAGUCGAGAGUCUAUCUUCAGAAGUUAUUCCGUCAGAAAGCUUACAAGAAAAGGAACAGAUUGACGGUGAAGGUCAUGAUAAUGAAAAUAUCGAGAGCAAUGAAAAUAAAGAUGUUAAUGAAAAUAAAGAUAUUAAUGAAAAUAAUGAAAAUGAAGAAAAUAAUAAAUAUACUGAAAUGACAGCGGCACAUGAUGCUGAAGAAUCAUGUACAGAAACAGAAAUCUCGAGGCUAGAGGAAGAAGAGGAACAGAAAAGGAAUUCCAUACCACCUCCGAAACCACCGAGACUAAAAUCUGGAAAUGCCGAAGAUGCGAGUAACGAAAAAGAAUCUUUAAAGGAGAAUGAAGAAGAUGAAAAGGAGAAAGAUGACGAAGAGAUGAAGACGAGCAACGAACAUAAUUCAAGUGUGGCUGGAAAAUUCAAAACGACUGGAAAAUCAAUAUCAGCAUUUUCAAGAAAAACUGUGGAAGCUAUCGAGGACUCGAUAGAAAAACUCGAAGACGACAUACGCACUGAAGAACCAGAGAAAGCCGAAAUGGAUGACACGCAGGAUGAUGCUGACGUGGUGCAAUCUCCACCGCCGCGAACGGCUAAGAUGUCAAAACUGUUUAAAGGAAAACGGCAAGAGGUGCAGAAUGGAACCAAGUCGAGCAGCACAGCGAAUCCAAAAGCUAAGUCAAAAACGUGCACAAUUCUGUGAUCGAGGGAACAUCGAGGAAACAUUACAAAAUUUAUUAUAUUUUUAUAAAAUACUUACGAUAUGUUCGUCGCUGGGACCAAAUGCCUUGCGGAAAUUUCCAAUAAUCGAUAUAAGGAAAAAAAUCUAUAUCACUGAUCGAUGCAUUUACAUAAAAUUAACUUUUUCUGCAUUUGCGUCAACGCUUAUCAAGAGACGCAGUUGCGCCACAUGCCAGGUGACACGCAAAGCGAAGACAGGUUGAACCUCUUUUACACAAGUCAGCGAGUUCCAAGUAUCUCUUAUUUACGGCGACGAAUAACUUCAAUGAAAACGUCAAUUGUAUUAAUAAUUUAUUAGACAUUGUAAAUAUAAAUCAUGUGCGGAAAUUGAUUUCAUAAACAAAAAAAAUGCAUAAAUCGGUAUGUGUAUAAGAAGUAGAUAACAGCUGAAUGUGAAAAAUGUACAGUGGUAUCUAGAUAAUCAUAUUUUAUUAAAGUCCAAUUACAAAAUUCCA